Messenger RNA from Trichoderma atroviride IMI 206040, 2393 nucleotides. The record is from RefSeq and is a predicted model, not a curated record. NCBI's taxonomy places the organism in Eukaryota, Fungi, Ascomycota, Sordariomycetes, Hypocreales, Hypocreaceae.
CUAAAUGCAGCUGCUGCGAUAAAUUUUGACGACGAUGACGCUACACGACUAGAGUUGGCCAUGGCUGCCCGCAAGCUCUAUCACAAGCUGGAAACAAAUGCAGAAAAGGUCUUGCGAUUUAUGAACGAGGAACCUGUCGUGUACCCCGCUAUCCAAGUCCUCAUUGAUACGGGGAUAUGGGAUGCUUGGACCGCUAGCGGCGGAGGCGAGAAACACAUUGACGAGUUGAGAGGGAUUGCCAAAGAAGAUAUUGACCCAGAACUUUUACAACAUCUUCUACAAUUACUAGCUUCAGGUAACAUUAUCGAGGAGACCGGAGAGGGUCUUUUCCAGCCGACGGACUUUUCGCUCUCUCUUGGCGAUAAGAACACUCUUCUCGCACCAGCGCUCCGAGUAAGGACUGACCAUGUUAUGCGUCCUUCUCUUCACUUUCCCGAAUUUCUGGCCAAGACUGGCUAUCGCAUGCCAUCGGACGAUACUAAUAGCUGCUAUAUCGAUACUUACCCCGAGAAGAAAGAUUACUUUGGCCGUUGCAAGGAGAAUCCUUCGUAUCAAGAGAGCUUCUCAAGCUUCCUUGCUUUAUGGAGCCAGCACAGGAGACCAUGGCCUCAGUUUUACGAUACUCAGGCACUGCUCGAUAGUUCUGAUCUGAGCAACGGUGGCGCACUGGUUGUGGAUAUUGGCGGGCAUCAUGGCGCAGAUCUUUUCCAUGUGCUUAAGAAACAUCCUGAUGUUCCUGCGGGAUCACUCGUGCUGCAGGAUUUGCCAAAGGUUAUUGCUUCGGCCAAGUUUACUACGGACAAGAUUAGGGCUAUUGGACAUAACUUUUUCGAGCCCCAGCCAGUUAAAGGCAGUCGAGUAUACUACUUUCACGCCGUUCUUCAUGACUGGCCAGACAAGACUGUAGUGGAUAUCCUGAAACAGGUCGCAGCCGCGAUGAAGCCGGGCUACUCAAAGCUGUUGAUCAAUGAUAUAGUUCUCCCGCCUGUGGGAGCUAGCAUCCACCAAACCGGGUUGGAUUGUUUCAUGCUGCAAAUAUCUGGCAAGGAAAGAACAGAGGCGGUGUGGAAUAAAGUGAUUAGUGAAGCCGGUAUGAAGAUUGUUAAUGUUUGGCCAGAUGGACGUGGGUAUGAGAGUUUAGUGGAAGCGGAGCUACUAUAGAUGAGAAUAUUGUGUAUAUUCAGUAACUAAACUACAUAGAGGGUUGACCUUCAUGUAAUGCUGGCGACGUUAAAAAACUUUCAAGAGAGGCGUUCAGACUAACGCUUCUUCUUUACCAACAGCAAGACCAUUGCGACUUCGCCAGUUAGCGUCUCCUCGCCAGGCUUAAUGCCAGCUUCAUGUAGAAGGCUCUCUAUUUGCCUUCUCAGCUGCCUUACUAUGUCUUCCUCUGUCCCGACCUUAUCUGGGUGGGCUUCCCUCCAUCGAGUCACUGGACUAGCAGUACCCAUGAUCUUCUCAAACUGCUCGGGUGUAACUAGACCUCCUGUGCGAACGAUGUCGUUUUCCACACCCGUUUUGUCCUUGUUCCACUCCUUGCGAACGAAGCUCUCUUUAUCGAACUCUACUACCGGAACUUCAAGCGUCCAAGGAAGCGGUAGGUCAAUAUAGAGAUCGCGAAUCAACAAGUUACCUGCCCUUGACCAUGGUCGUAGCCCAUUGUAGAAUUCUUCUACGAGGGCCUUUAUUGCGACCCCGUUCGGCGUCUUUGUAGCAUUUAUCGCCGCUCCAGACCGUGCCCAAAUGGCAACGGUGCCGCCAGGCUUGAGAAUGCGCGAUGCUGCUUUCCAGAAACCCGCCAUGUCGAACCAGUGGGCGGCGGUGGCGGCGGUGACCAGAUCAACGCUACCAUCAGAGACGGGCGGCUCCAAGUCGAUACCGAGGGUUUCGGCAGUCGAUACUUCAAAACGUAUAGGCAGGUUUGCCGACUUGGCAGAAGCGCGUGCGGUGUCAAUCAUGCCCUCCGACGGGUCCAGGCCGAUGGCAUUUUUGAAGAAGGGAGCCAAGUCCUUAAUUGCCUGGCCAGGGCCGCAGCCGACGUCGACAACGGUGUGGAGUUGGCCGCCGGUAGAAGUGUGAUGAUUGAUGAUGAUUUUGAAGAGCUCUGGGGAAUAUCCAGGGCGUACCGCCGAGUAAUUCUGGCCCUGGGCCACGGUAUAUGCACGAAAGAUGUCCUCUGUAGUUGCCAUGAUUACGGCUCAAUAACAGGAUGAAGCUGAAAGUUGAGAAUGUUUGUUAUUUAGAAUCGCUGGAGAUGCGCCAAAAGUUGCAGCCUAAUCGUGCCUUUAUAGCUUGGCGAAACGCGCUUUAGUUGCCGAACCGGAAACCGAAGCUAUACCAGACUUUGAUUGACCCCUCGAAAUUAUUUUUAGCUGCCGAACCGGAAACCGAAG